Messenger RNA from Rhopilema esculentum, 2694 nucleotides. Lineage: Eukaryota; Metazoa; Cnidaria; Scyphozoa; Rhizostomeae; Rhizostomatidae. The record is from RefSeq and is a predicted model, not a curated record.
AUUUAAAUUCUAACAGACUUGGUUGGGCAGGAAAAUGACCAAUGUUUCAGCUGCCACUGUCAAGCACGAAAGGGUUGUCGUCUCAGGAUAUGUAUUUGCAAAGAUCAUUCACGAAGCCUCAAAAUCUGAAAAUGAUACGGAAGGACUUUUAUAUGGCAACAUCACACAAACAACUAGUGACAGGAUCACAGACAAUGAUGCAGAUGGAAAUCACCAUGAAGUAGAAUUUGCCUUGUUUGAUAUCAUCCCUUCAAGCAAGACAUUCAGUUUUUAUGAUCAAGUUGGAAAAAUCUCAUUGGAUCGCAAAAAUAUGCCAAACUCAAAGGCACUGUUAGGCUGGUACAAAGUACGAAGAAAUAGUAGCAGUAGGAUAUCAAUGAGAGAAAAAGCAGUUAUCAAAGGCCUCAUCGAGGAGCUAGAUAUGAUUGAUGGUUUGAUUUUUAUUCUGUUUACCCCUCAAUCUCAAGCCAAUCGAUCAACAACUAGCUUCACAUACAAAUGUUUUUAUUGUCAGAAAGAUACGAAAGCAUCAUUAGGUUUGAAAGUAAACAUUGUUAACCUCGGACACACUGGAACACACCCAGAGUAUCGACAUCGCUCUUGCCUGGUAGAACCACCUCGGUUAAUUGGAAAGGAGGCAAACGAUGACAUGAUGAUAGCCUCAACAUUGCCGCUUAUUUGUGAAUCAUAUGAAAAUGCAUUCGUUCAGGAGGAUGGAACAGUCUAUGAAGUCCAUCAUACUCGAAAAAUGUAUGAAAAAACAAUGGAACUUUUGAAGAAAUUUCAAGAAGAUUUGACUGACAAAGAAAAUGAAAUCGCGGAUUAUGAAAAAGAAAUAUGCAGAUUACGCCAAGUGAUUAGCAGCUCAAAAGUAGACGAGUCUUCAGAGGUGAAAAAUGAAGAAUCCCUUCAAAAUGGCCGCGAUCAGCAAGAUGAUUCAUCUGCGAGACAUGCAUUAUCGAGGCUAAAACUUGAAAAUGAUAUAGAAAUUUUAUCAGACAAUGAUUAGUGAAGCAAGUUAUAAUGCCAUUUUAUCAUGCCGAUUUUAUUUUUCUUCUGCACGAAGACUAUACAUAUUGGAUGUGCUUGGUGGUGAUGUUGCCAAACACAAAGUUUUUGGCAUUGGCCUAACCUCUUGAGUCUUCAAUAGUUGUUAUGACUUGUGUAGUUAUUGUAUUUUUCCAUUGUUUUUUGCUUCCGGUAUCUCAUGAAAUAGCUGCGUAUACCAUCAUGCAGGGACAAUAAGGCUUUAGAUUUCUUUGAGGUAGAGGGCAGUGGCGUAACAGAGACACUCGGGGCCCUUAGGAAUUUACUAAGAUGGGGCCCUUAUUUAGGGACUGUGAAGUGAAGUGAGCUCUACGGGGCAAAGGGGUUCGGGGUAAUGGGAAAAUGUUUAAAACCGUGCCCUUUAGAACCUCGAAAAAUGCACGUGAUGUGGUAAAGAAAAUGUUUACAUAUGAAAAAACCAACAGUAAAUUAGGUGUUCUUGCUCACAACGUGAGCUUUUCUACGUGCAUUAACGUUGGCAAAAUCCUUCAUAAGCUUUGUUUUGUCAAUUUUCUUUGCUUCCUUGUUCUCAAUUGACAAAGUUGCUAGGUCGUCCAGUCUCUCCUGUGACAUUGUAGAUCUUAGAUAUGUCUUUAUCAGUUUCAACUUUGAAAAUGAUCCUUCUGCCGAUGCAACAGUUACUGGCAAAGUGACGAAAAGUGUUAAUAGCUUGUACAUGGUAAAAAAGCACAAAAUACGAAAAAUUUGAUGGGGGCCCCUUUUGGGCCCUUUUUGGUCGGGGGCCCUUAGUUCUCGAACUAAGGUCGCCUAAACUGCGUUACGCCACUGGUAGAGGGUAGAUUUGAUAUCUGUCAUACUGAAAAAGCAUGUCUAGUUUGUGUGGUGUAAUUGAGGUUUUAAAAUAGGUAAUUUUCAAUGCAAAGACACCAGUGCACCUUAACCAACUCACAAAGGGCACGAGGAACAAAAAAUCUCUAUUACCUUAUCAUGCCAGGGACACAAACCCACCCUGCCCUCUUCCUUGAUGUCCAUGCAGGCGUGCAAUAGGUAUUAAAAUGAUUUCAAUAAAACGGGGAUCCCCUGUUUUAUACAGGCAUUUUCAGCCCAGCGAUAGCAAAAAAUGUAUAUCCUGUUUGCCUGGUUACGACGGGUGGAUCGGUACAACAUACUUUCAACUAUUACCCAAAAGAGACCGGUUGGCUAAACCGAGCCAGCUCCGCUGCUCGGUUGAAAAAGUUUUCGUAAAACAACGAAUAAUCAGUUAUUUGAUAUCGUUGGGCAAAGGAGCUGGCUCUGCUACCGAGACGACUCAAGUGCCCUGCUGAAAAAUGGACGUAUGAUUCAAAGACUUACAUAUAUAGCUGUACAUAAACCAUCUUUUUGGAUGCUGCCUUUACUUUUGUUUAAUUCAGUGUAUAGCGGCGAGUUUAUAUGUAGUGUAUACCCUUUAUUACUUGUAAAGUUUGUUCAGACACAAUACAUUGCGGAUGAUCAUAUACGCAUAUGUGUAUGCUGGAUGUUAACAGAAAUGUAGGUCAUUGAAAUUCAAUUGUUGUACGUUCACUAUGUUUUCAAGGUUUAUGAAUCUAAUUGUCAAUUUAUUCAAGACAUGUACAUUUAAAUUCAUUAUAACCAUAGUUAGUGAUUAUAACAUAUUAUCUUGACAUGAAAUAAUUAUACGGAAAA